AUGGAAACUUAUUUAGUAGAUUUUAUUGAGGCUUUUACUCAUCUGAUACUUUAUUUAACAAAUGUUUAUUCUUCAGAAUAUUUUGAGAAGAAAAGAAAAUUCAAUACUUUAGUUUGGCACUGUACAAAUAAACGAGUAGAAGAAUAUAUACAACAGGCGUUAUAUCCUAUAAGCAAAUUUUUGUUGAAUAAAAGUUUAUAUAAAUACAGAAUAAUUUUAAAAAAUUUGGAAAAUGAAAUAUUAAAAAUAUAUACUAUUGAAUUUGAGCAGUUGUACAAAAGUUAUAAGAUUCCAUUUAAUUAUUUAUCCUUAGAACAAUUUAUAUGGGAUUUUUUUACAUAUGUUGAAAUGCAGAUAUAUGAAAACUAUGAUGAAGAAAAAACUUUUGAAAUAUCUUUUGAUUAUUUGAGAGAUUGUGAAAAUAACACUACUGUAAAUGACAACUUGAAAGAUGACUGGGAAUUAAUUUCAUACGACAAUUUGGAUGUAUUUGACAAAAAAAUUCUAAAGAGCAUGAACAUAUCAGAUAACAAUGAGCCAAAUUAUAUAUGUCAAAUAUACGUGGAAAGUCCAAAAAAUAUAACAUAA
Messenger RNA from Plasmodium adleri (nom. inval.), 588 nucleotides. RefSeq names its product HORMA domain protein, putative. Lineage: Eukaryota; Apicomplexa; Aconoidasida; Haemosporida; Plasmodiidae. The coding region runs from base 1 to 588 and encodes 195 amino acids. Gene Ontology annotation, cellular component: zeta DNA polymerase complex. The record is from RefSeq and is a predicted model, not a curated record. The transcript has 7 exons.